Molecule: messenger RNA, 1686 nt
Organism: Cooperia oncophora
Lineage: Eukaryota; Metazoa; Nematoda; Chromadorea; Rhabditida; Trichostrongylidae
Source: the annotation of a GenBank genome assembly
AUGGAUUUUUCUGAAAUCGAAAAAACGAUCUAUGGGGGUAAUGUUGAAGAGGAUGAAGAGUUAAUGGCUGAACUUCUUGCUCUUCAGCAGGAAGAGGAGGCCAAACAAAGACGAAAUGCUCCACCGCCUGCUAGGCCUGCACCAGCUAUGACUGUCAAACCAAGAGGUGGUGCUCCUUUAGUCGAGCUACUUUUUUUACCAGGUGUGGAUCCCACUUUGCUUUCGAAAGCCUUGGCCGAUGAUGUUGAGAUAGAUGAGAGCACGCUGGAGAAUGAUCCGGAAUUACUGGCUGAACUGUCUGGCCUGAUAGGGGGAAGUGAAGAGGAAGGGCCUCCAAUAGCGGAUGCAACCGCAUCUGCCCCGCUUCCCAGACCGCCGCCAUCAGGUACACGAGACGUCGCUCUGAUAACCAAACUUCGCGGAUUAAAGGAUGUGUAUGAGAAAAUGCUCGCCGCUAGCGCCAAAGAAGGGAAUGCGGUGAAACAAAGAAGGCACCAACGAACCGUUGACAGACUGAAGGAGUUGAUCGUUAAAGCUGAACGCGGUGAAAGCAUUGACGAGUCAGAAAUUCCUCCGGCACCACCUUCAUUUACCCCUCCUUCCAGUGAACCCACGCUACCUCCUCGCCAUGCUCCACCUCCUCCCCCUCAUGCCAUGCAACCUCCUCCAGUACCAAGAAGGAGCACUUCAGGAGUCAUCCAAGGAUCCAGCGAAGCUGCGCCGCCGCCAGUCCCGCGGCGAACUUCAUCCUCAUCACUGCCUCCAGAAAGCCCGCAAAAGAGUGCUGACUUGCGAAAGGAGCAAGUUCUGAAGGUCUUGAAAAGAAGACGAGACGCAUAUGUGGCGAACGGAAAAGCAGCAGUAGCGGCCAUGGACAAGACAGCUGCAAAGCAGUACGUCGAAGUGGCAAAAAUGUUCGACCAGGCGUUAGCAGCCCUGGACACUGCCAGUGCGGACGAGCUGGACUUGGCGGAUGUUCCGCCGUCUCCACCACCUUACAGGAGGGUCGAGAAAGUCGAGAAACCUGCAACAUUUGUCGAUGGACUUCAGAGUCGAUUGGAAAGAUUCCAGGCAUUAGCAAGGAAGGCAGCUCAAGAAGGCAAUGACAGGAAGGCCAGGAUGAAUAAUCGGAUGGCUGAACAAUAUGCUGCAGCUAUUAGAGACGCUAAGGCAGGACGUCCUGUGGCGGUUGCUGACCUCCCUUCACUCCCCGACAUGCCGCCGUUACCCCCGCAGAAACCGCAAGGAGCCGUUCCGAAGGGUCCAGCUCCAGGAAUGCGCCCACCGCCGGCUGUUGGACCAUUGGCUCCAUCAGGACAACCUGGGAAAUCAAGGAACACUACCCAACUGGAAUUCUUGUUAAAGCGGCAGAACGAGUUCAGGCAUGCAGCAAUGCAAGCAAAAGCUCAAGGAAAUAUGGAAUUGGCCAAGAAAUAUCUGCUGGAAUCUAAGUUGAGUCCAAUUGUAGUCCUGGUUUCGAUUAAAAUGAUAGCAGCUGCCCAGCCGGCUUGCCUGUUUCAAUCAAAUCAACUCCUAUUCCUCCUCAAGCAACUACCUCCCAAGCGACCCUUCAACCUCGAAUCGUUCCUUCAGCGACAAGUACUACAGGAAUUGAAGGUACCGUUUCCUUCUACUGUUUAUCACCAUCUGUGCGGCUCAAUUUUACAUUCUCACCACUACUCAUAA